AGCGGCUUCUGGACGAGUUCCGGAGAAAAAGGGAAAGGCGGCGGAGCACAGCCACCCAGGCACAGACAAGAGGAAGCCAAGAGGGCCGCGGCAAGGCUCUCUCCCCGACCUUCAACUGAACUCGACUCACCUGCCCCAGGAUGUCCAAGUCAGAGAUAGCCCGUCAGUUCGACCUCCCGGAGAGGCAGAGCAAGCUGAACACCAUGCUGCGGGAGGAGGGCCUCAAAGAUGAACAGGUGUACUGUGUCUGCCGCACUGCUGAUGUCACCAGGUUCAUGAUAGGCUGUGACAAGUGUGAGGAGUGGUAUCAUGGUGACUGCAUCAAUGUGACUGAGAGUGAAGCAAACAAAAUCAAGAAAUUCUUUUGUCAGAGAUGCAGACUAAAAGAGCCGUCUCUAGAGAUCAAGUACAAGCAGAAGAAGCCCCACCACCACGAGCACAGCGACAGCAAGCACCACAAAGACAAGGAAAGGAAGGACAGAGAGAAGAAAGACAAGGAGAGGCGAGACAAAGAACGGAGAGACAGAGAAAAAUACAAAUAUGACAAGCAUUCACCCUCCAAAAACAAGAGCAGCAGCAGCAGUAGUAAGAGUAGCAGUAGCAGCAGCAGUCAGCGCUGUGGGGCGUGUGAGGCGUGUUAUCAGCGUGAGGACUGUGGCCGCUGUGAGAACUGCAAGGACAUGGCCAAGUUUGGUGGCCCUCACAAGCUACGGCAAAAGUGCAAAAAAAGACAGUGCCACAACUUUGUGCAGCUUGCUCAGAGGCCAAACAAAACCAGUAGCAGCAGCAGUAUAAAAAAGCACAGGGAACAUGAGACAGAGAAGCCUGCCUUGCCCCCCCCACAGCCUCCCUUCACCACUAAAGAGGAAUACCCCACCGUGCUCAAGGACAGGAAUGAGUGCAGUGAUGAGGAGAUGUCUGAACUCAGCAAGAAAUUUCCAAAGGAUCCUGUGAUCAUAGAAUCCAGCAAGAGCAAAGAGAAAGAUGCCAAGACAUUCAGUCGGAAAAAGAAAGAACAGACCACAGGGAUACGGAAACGCAAGAGCCGCCAUGAAUCAGAUAGUUCAGACAGUGACUCAGAUGGGGGAUACCUGAGGGCAGACCAGGCCACCAAUCGCCAGUGCUUUGGGCCCCAGUGCACCAGGCCAGCACGCCCCAACAGCAAGUACUGUGGCGAUGAAUGUGGCCUCAAGCUGGCGGAAGCAAGGAUCUAUUCAGUGUUGCCGCAGCGCAUUCAGGAAUGGAAGAUGAGUGAAUGUGUGGCAGAGAGCAAGGACAUUCGGCAGCUGGAGAAGAUCAGGAGGCAGCAGCUGGAGGCCAGGGAGGUACUGCAGCAGCUGGACCAGCGGCACUUGGAGCUGGACAGACUUGUGGAGAGAGGGAAGAAAGCCAGUAUUGACCCCAAGGCUGACGACGGUGGUGAGGAGGAAGGUGGGGAUGGUGUGUACAUUUACUGCGUCACCUGUGGUCACGAGGUUCAGGCCAGAAGAGCAAUCAGACACAUGGAGAAUUGCUUUAAUAAGCUGGAGAGCCAGACUACCUUUGGUUCCAUGUUCAAGACGAGGAUUGAAGGAAACAACAUGUUCUGUGACUUCUACAAUCCUAGCAGCCUCACUUACUGCAAGCGGCUGAGAGUCAUGUGUCCAGAACACACAAAAGCACCAGUUGUCAAAGACUCUGAGGUCUGUGGAGCGCCUCUGACUUCAAAUGUGUUUGAUGAGACGGGAGAAAUUUGCUUGGCACCCAAGAAGAAAUGCUUACGCCACUACUGCUGGGAGAAGCUCCGCAGGGCUGAGAUAGACAUGGAGAGAGUGAGACAGUGGCUCAAGCUGGAUGAGUUGCUGGAGCAGGAGCGGUUGGUGCGGCAAGCCAUGACCAACCGUGCAGGGGUGCUGGGCCUCAUGCUGCACUCUACCUAUGACCACGCGCUGGCUGAGAAGCUCCAGCAGUCACAGCAGUACCACCAGAAUGACCACCAGUACCACAGUAACAAUACAAAAUAUCAACGAACAAACAGCACCAGUAAUAGUACUGCUGCUGCUGCUACCACUGCUGGUGCUCAGCAUAAACAUAGCACUAGUCAGCAGCAGCACAAGAAGCAGCAGCAGCAAUCCCAACAGCGCCAUCAUUCAUCAUCACAGCGGUACAGCUCAGACUUCCACUACUCCAGUGAAACACAGCAUACAAGUGACCACCAGUAUCAUAGCACAGGCCACAAACACCAUCACAGUGACCACCAAUACCAUAACAGCGACCACAACACCAAGCAACAACCGCAGCAUCACCACAGUGACCACCAGUACUACAGUAGUGACCGUAGCAAGCCACCACAACCACCACCACCACCCACACCCACACCCACACAGCACCAUCAUAGCGACCAUCAGUACCAUUCCAGCAGCAGGGAUCAUAAGUACCAAGCGAGUCAGCGGUACCACUCAGACCACCAGUAUUACUGCAGCAAGAAACAAAAGUGAACAGUGUUUUCUUGAUGUGGGAUCCAUCAAAACUUACCCACUUCACUCAGCUUGUUUUGUAUUGUGUAAAACUAAAACUUCAGGGAUAUAAAGAGAGAGAGAGUGUGUGUGUGUGUGUGUGAGCUAUAUAUAUAUAUA
Eriocheir sinensis (Chinese mitten crab) is the source of this 2615-nucleotide messenger RNA. Its product is annotated as CXXC-type zinc finger protein 1-like. NCBI's taxonomy places the organism in Eukaryota, Metazoa, Arthropoda, Malacostraca, Decapoda, Varunidae. Bases 141 to 2477 code for a protein of 778 amino acids. Gene Ontology annotation, molecular function: zinc ion binding; DNA binding. Gene Ontology annotation, biological process: positive regulation of DNA-templated transcription. Gene Ontology annotation, cellular component: Set1C/COMPASS complex. The transcript has 12 exons. The record is from RefSeq and is a predicted model, not a curated record.